Gryllus bimaculatus (two-spotted cricket) is the source of this 1177-nucleotide messenger RNA. The record is from the annotation of a GenBank genome assembly. NCBI's taxonomy places the organism in Eukaryota, Metazoa, Arthropoda, Insecta, Orthoptera, Gryllidae.
UGGUCUCGACUGGGCGCCAAUGAGAUGACGGGCCCUGUGGACUUCAUGCCUCACAACGGCCACCGCCUGCAGCCCGGCUGCAACAAACUCGAUAUCGACACAUCUCCUGCAUUGGACUACAGUCUCGCCUGCAGUCAUAACAUAGCAUUAAUGUUGUUUGCCAAUGCUAUCAGCUAUUCUUCAUCUAUUGCGGGUACACGGUGUUACUCGAAUGAUGCUUUCAUGAACAAAUUGUGCCAGAACAACCCGAAAGCCUACAUGACAGAACCCAGCCAGUAAAGGAUGUUCAAAGGACGUACAGGUAAAGGACCUGAGACAACAAAGUUCAACAAAUGAGUUUGUAUUCAAUUUCAGAGUAGAUGUUUCUGCUAUUACCUACAAAGCUAUGGAAUACGCUAAACAAUGCACUCCGUUAGGAGAAUACACAGUGCAAUUUCUUUUGUCAAGAACAAAAUUAGUUUUCUUCUAUGGCGGCACCUUCCUGGAAUACGGCGCCGCCGUCACCAUGGUGCCGCGCGUGGGGCGCGCGGUGGCGCAGGCGCUGGCGCAGCUGCCGCCCUCCGUCACCAUCGGCCACCUGGUGGGCCACAGCCUGGGCGCGCAGGUCACCGGCCACAUCGCCCGCAACCUGCCCAGCCGCCCGCGCUUCAUCGUCGGCUUGGACCCGGCGGGCCCGCUGUUCUACCCGACCAUGUUCGGGUGCCAGGAUCCGAUCUCAUCGACCGACGCCGACCACGUGACCGUGUUACACACAGACUGGUCUCGGUUGGGCGCCAACGAGUGGACGGGCUCCGUGGACUUCAUGCCGCACGACGGCCACCGCCCGCAGCCCGGCUGCAACAACAUCAACAAUCUCGAUAUCGACAAAUCUUCUGCAUUUGGCUAUGCUUUCGCCUGCAGUCAUAACAGAGCCAUUAUGCUGUUUGCCAACGCUAUCAGCAAUUCUUCAUCGGUUGUGGGUACCCAGUGUUACUCGUAUGCCGCUUUCACGAACAAAUUGUGCCAGAACAACCCGAAGGCCUACCUAACCCAACCCAGCGAGAAAUAUAUUUUUAUACAUGGAAAUGAAUGUCCUUACUAUUUUAUUACUGCGAAUCUAAAUGAAUUUUUUCUUCAAAAAUGUCCGUUUCAAAAUGCAAAUGUAUAUUAUGCUAUGUAUUAUGUAUAUUAUAUUAUG